Molecule: messenger RNA, 6055 nt
Organism: Mandrillus leucophaeus (drill)
Lineage: Eukaryota; Metazoa; Chordata; Mammalia; Primates; Cercopithecidae
Gene: COL4A2
Product: collagen, type IV, alpha 2
Exons: 47
Coding region: 68-5218 (1716 amino acids)
Cellular component (GO): collagen trimer; basement membrane
Molecular function (GO): extracellular matrix structural constituent
Source: RefSeq, a predicted model, not a curated record
CAGCCCCUGAAGCCGACCCCGAGGCUAAGAGGGACUGACCGGGGCCCAGAGUGGACAAACCGCCAGCAUGGGGAGAGACCAGCGCGCGGUGGCCGGCCCUGCCCUACGGCGGUGGCUGCUGCUGGGGACAGUGACCGUGGGGUUCCUUGCCCAGGGCGUCUUGGCGGGUGUGAAGAAGUUUGAUGUGCCGUGCGGAGGAAGAGAUUGCAGCGGGGGCUGCCAGUGCUACCCUGAGAAAGGUGGACGUGGUCAGCCUGGGCCAGUGGGCCCCCAGGGGUACAACGGGCCACCAGGAUUACAAGGAUUCCCAGGACUGCAGGGACGCAAAGGAGACAAGGGUGAAAGGGGAGCCCCCGGAAUAACAGGACCCAAGGGUGACGUGGGAGCAAGAGGCGUUUCUGGAUUCCCUGGUGCCGAUGGAAUUCCUGGACACCCGGGGCAAGGUGGGCCCAGGGGAAGGCCCGGCUAUGAUGGCUGCAACGGAACCCAGGGAGACUCAGGUCCACAGGGGCCCCCCGGCUCUGAGGGGUUCACCGGGCCUCCCGGGCCCCAAGGACCAAAAGGGCAGAAAGGUGAGCCUUAUGCACUGCCUAGAGAGGAACGCGACAGAUAUCGGGGCGAACCUGGGGAGCCUGGAUUGGUCGGUUUCCAGGGACCUCCUGGCCGCCCUGGGCCUGUGGGGCAGAUGGGUCCAGUUGGAGCUCCAGGGAGACCAGGACCACCCGGACCCCCUGGACCAAAAGGACAGCAAGGCAACAGAGGACUUGGUUUCUACGGAGUUAAGGGUGAAAAGGGUGACGUAGGGCAGCCGGGACCCAAUGGGAUUCCAUCGGACACCCUCCACCCCAUCAUCGCGCCCACGGGAGUCACCUUCCACCCAGAUCAGUACAAGGGUGAAAAAGGCAGUGAGGGGGAACCAGGAAUAAGAGGCAUUUCCUUGAAGGGAGAAGAAGGAAUCAUGGGCUUUCCUGGACCGAGGGGUUCCCCUGGCUUGAGUGGUGAAAAAGGAUCACCAGGACAGAAGGGAAGCCGAGGCCUGGAUGGCUACCAAGGCCCUGAUGGGCCCCGGGGACCCAAGGGAGAAGCCGGAGACAUAGGGCCCCCCGGACUACCUGCCUACUCCCCUCACCCUUCCCUAGCAAAAGGUGCCAGAGGUGACCCGGGAUUCCCAGGGGCCCAAGGGGCGCCAGGAAGCCAGGGUGAGCCAGGAGACCCGGGCCCCCAAGGACCCCCUGGCCUCUCCAUCGGAGAUGAAGAUCAGAGGAGAGGCCUGCCGGGUGAGAUGGGACCCAAGGGCUUCAUCGGAGACCCCGGCAUCCCUGCGCUCUUCCCGGGCCCACCUGGACCUGAUGGAAAGCCAGGGCCUCCAGGCCCCCCCGGGCUCCCUGGACCACCUGGACCUGAUGGCUUCCUGUUUGGGCUGAAAGGACCAGAAGGAAGACCAGGCUUCCCUGGGCUUUCCGGCUCCCCCGGAGCCCGCGGACCGAAGGGAUGGAAAGGUGACGCUGGGGACUGCAGAUGUGCAGAAGGCGACGAAGCUGUCACAGGUCUUCCGGGACUGCCAGGACCCAAGGGCUUCGCAGGCAUCAACGGGGAGCCGGGGAGGAAAGGGGACAAAGGAGACCCCGGCCAACACGGCCUCCCUGGGUUCCCAGGGCUCAAGGGAGUCCCUGGCAACGUUGGUGCUCCUGGGCCCAAAGGAGCAAAAGGAGAUUCCAGAACAAUCACGACCAAAGGUGAGCGGGGACAGCCCGGCGUCCCAGGUGUGCCCGGGAUAAAAGGUGAUGAUGGCAGCCCAGGCCGUGAUGGGCUCGACGGAUUCCCCGGCCUCCCAGGCCCUCCUGGCGAUGGCAUCAAGGGCCCUCCCGGGGACGCGGGUUAUCCAGGAAUACCUGGAACGAAAGGUACCCCGGGAGAAAUGGGUCCCCCAGGACUGGGCCUUCCCGGCUUCAAAGGCCAGCGUGGUUUCCCUGGAGACGCCGGCUUACCUGGACCACCAGGCUUCCCGGGCCCUCCUGGCCCCUCAGGGACCCCAGGACAAAUAGAUUGUGACACAGAUGUGAAAAGGCCCAUUGGAGGUGACAGACAGGAGGCCGUCCAGCCAGGUUGCAUAGGAGGGCCCAAGGGAUUGCCAGGCCUGCCAGGACCCCCAGGACCCUCAGGUGCCAAAGGCCUCCGAGGAAUCCCAGGCUUCUCAGGAGCUGAUGGAGGACCAGGGCCCAAGGGUUUGCCAGGAGACCCAGGUCAUGAAGGGUUCCCAGGACCCCCAGGGUUCAUAGGACCCCGAGGAUCCAAAGGUGCAGUGGGCCUCCCUGGCCCAGAUGGACCCCCAGGUCCCAUCGGCCUGCCAGGGCCAGACGGGCCCCCUGGGGACAGGGGCCUUCCUGGAGAAGUCCUGGGAGCCCAGCCCGGGCCACGGGGAGAUGCUGGUGUGCCUGGACAGCCUGGGUUUAAAGGCCUUCCCGGAGACAGAGGCACCCCUGGAUUCAGAGGAAGUCAAGGGAUGCCUGGGAUGCCAGGGCUGAAGGGCCAGCCGGGCCUCCCGGGACCUUCCGGCCAGCCAGGCCUGUCCGGGCCUCCAGGACAGCACGGAUUCCCAGGAGCUCCUGGCCAAGAGGGGCCCUUGGGGCUGCCAGGAAUCCCAGGUCUUGAAGGUCUGCCUGGAGAUAGAGGGGACCCUGGGGACAUAGGCGCUCCUGGCCCUGUGGGCAUGAAAGGGGUCUCUGGUGACAGAGGAGAUGCUGGCUUGGCAGGGGAGCGAGGCCAUCCAGGAAGCCCUGGAUUUAAAGGAAUUGAUGGAAUGCCUGGGACCCCCGGGCUGAAAGGAGAGAGAGGCUCACCUGGGAUGGAUGGUUUCCAAGGCAUGCCUGGACUCAAAGGGAGACCCGGGUUUCCAGGGAGCAAAGGCGAGGCUGGAUUUUUCGGAAUACCUGGUCUGAAGGGUCUGGCUGGUGAGCCAGGUUUUAAAGGCAGCCGAGGGGACCCUGGGCCCCCAGGACCACCUCCCAUCAUCCUGCCCGGAAUGAAAGACAUUAAAGGAGAGAAAGGAGACGAAGGGCCUAUGGGACUGAAAGGGUACCUGGGCGCCAAAGGUAUCCAAGGAAUGCCAGGCAUCCCAGGACUGUCAGGAAUCCCUGGGCUGCCUGGGAGGCCCGGCCACAUCAAAGGAGUCAAGGGAGACAUCGGAGCCCCGGGCAUCCCUGGUUUGCCAGGAUUCCCUGGGGUGGCUGGCCCCCCUGGAAUUACAGGGUUCCCAGGAUUCAUAGGAAGCCGGGGUGACAAAGGCGCCCCCGGGAGAGCAGGCCUGUAUGGCGAGAUCGGCCCAACCGGUGAUUUCGGUGACAUCGGGGACACUAUAAAUUUACCAGGAAGACCAGGCCUGAAGGGGGAGCAGGGCACCGCUGGAAUCCCAGGUCUGAAGGGAUUCUUUGGAGAGAAGGGAACAGAAGGUGACAUCGGCUUCCCUGGGAUAACAGGCGUGACUGGAGUCCAAGGCCCUCCUGGGCUUAAAGGACAAACAGGCUUUCCAGGGCUAACUGGGCCUCCAGGGUCGCAGGGAGAGCCGGGGCGGAUCGGACUGCCUGGUGGCAAAGGAGAUGAUGGCUGGCCGGGAACUUCAGGCUUACCAGGUUUUCCGGGACUCCGUGGGAUCCGCGGCUUACACGGCUUGCCAGGCACCAAAGGCUUUCCAGGAUCCCCAGGUGCCGACAUCCACGGAGACCCAGGCUUCCCAGGCCCUCCUGGGGACAGAGGCGACCCAGGAGACGCCAACACCCUUCCAGGCCCUGUGGGAGUCCCAGGACAGAAAGGACAGCAAGGAGCACCAGGUGAGGCCACACAUUCCAAAGCCAACAUUGCUGUCCCCAUAAGCAGAACCCACCCAGAGGUGGGGCCAUGGAGUGUCUGGGCCUUGGGGUCCUGUUUAAACCCUCCUUUCUUGUCCCUAAUGCCAACAGGUUAUCGGGGCCCGCCAGGGCCACCCGGGUCUGCUGCUCUUCCUGGAAGCAAAGGUGACGCAGGGAACCCAGGAGCUCCGGGAACCCCAGGGACCAAAGGAUGGGCCGGGGACUCCGGGCCCCAGGGCAGGCCUGGUGUGUUCGGUCUCCCGGGAGAAAAAGGGCCCAGGGGUGAACAAGGCUUUAUGGGGAACACUGGACCCGCCGGCGCAGUGGGCGACAGAGGCCCCAAGGGACCCAAGGGAGACCCAGGAUUCCCUGGUGCCCCCGGGAUUGUGGGAGCCCCCGGGAUUGCAGGAAUCCCCCAGAAGAUUGCCAUCCCACCAGGGACAGUGGGUCCGCAGGGGAGGCGAGGCCCCCCUGGGGCACCAGGGGAGAUGGGGCCCCAGGGCCCCCCCGGAGAACCAGGUUUCCGUGGGGCUCCAGGGAAAGCCGGGCCCCAAGGAAGAGGUGGCGUGUCUGCUGUUCCCGGGUUCCGGGGAGAUGAAGGACCCGUAGGCCACCAGGGGCCGAUUGGCCAAGAAGGUGCACCAGGCCGUCCAGGGAGCCCGGGCCUGCCGGGUAUGCCAGGCCGCAGCGUCAGCAUCGGCUACCUCCUGGUAAAGCACAGCCAGACGGACCAGGAGCCCAUGUGCCCGGUGGGCAUGAACAAGCUCUGGAGUGGGUACAGCCUGCUGUACUUUGAGGGCCAGGAGAAGGCACACAACCAGGACCUGGGGCUGGCGGGCUCCUGCCUGGCGCGGUUCAGCACCAUGCCCUUCCUGUACUGCAACCCUGGUGAUGUCUGCUACUAUGCCAGCCGGAACGACAAGUCCUACUGGCUGUCCACCACGGCUCCGCUGCCCAUGAUGCCUGUGGCCGAGGAUGAGAUCAAGCCCUACAUCAGCCGCUGCUCUGUGUGUGAGGCCCCAGCCGUCGCCAUCGCCGUCCACAGUCAGGAUGUCUCCAUUCCACACUGCCCAGCGGGGUGGCGGAGCUUGUGGAUCGGAUAUUCCUUCCUCAUGCACACGGCGGCGGGAGACGAAGGCGGCGGCCAGUCGCUGGUGUCACCGGGCAGCUGUCUGGAGGACUUCCGCGCCACGCCAUUCAUCGAGUGCAAUGGAGGCCGCGGCACCUGCCACUACUACGCCAAUAAGUACAGCUUCUGGCUGACCACCAUUCCCGAGCAGAGCUUCCAGGGCUCGCCCUCCGCUGACACGCUCAAGGCCGGCCUCAUCCGCACACACAUCAGCCGCUGCCAGGUGUGCAUGAAGAACCUGUGAGCCGGCGCGUGCCAGGAAGGGCCAUUUUGGUGCUUAUUCUUAACUUAUUACCUCAGGUGCCAACCCAAAAAUUGGUUUUAUUUUUUCUUAAAAAAAAAAAAAAAAGUCUACCAAAGGAAUUUGCAUCCAGCAGCGGCACUUAGACCUGCCAGCCACUGUCAUCGAGCGGGUGCAAGCAGUCGGGACCCCUGCAGGGCAAGCCCUGCCCAUAGAAAGCCAGGAGCAACCCUGGCCCCGUUACCCCUGCUAGAUGUACCGCCUGGAGGCACAGCUAACCACUUCGCACGCACCCAUGUAACCACUGCACUUUCAAACGCCACAGACAACUCACAUUGUUCAACUCACUUCUCGGGGUGGGACAGACGAGACAACAGCACACAGGCAGCCAGCCGUGGCCAGAGGCUCGAGGGGCUCAGGGGCUCAGGCACCCGUCCCCACAUGAGGGCCCUGUGGGUGGGCCUGGCCCUGCUUUCUACACCAAUGUUAUGCCAGCUCUGUGUUCUCCCAAAUACCGUUGAUGUGAAUUAUCUUCAAGGCAAAACUGUGCUCUUUAUUGUAAAAAACACUGAUAAUCACACAGCGGUCGGUCAUUCUUUUGCCACAUCCCUAUAGACCAUUGGGUUUGGCCAAACUCAGGCGGAAGUGGAGACCUUUCUAGGCGUCAUUGUCAGCCCUGCUACUUGAAGGUACACCCCAUAGGGUCGGAGGUGCUGUCCCCACUGCCCCACGUUGUCCCUGAGAUCUAACCCUUCCACUGCUGGGGGUGAGCUGUGCUCUUCUGACUACCCCCUCCUGUGUAACGACUACAAAAUAAAACUAGUUUUGAAUAUUUUUAAA